AAAACCAUAUAGUUCGUAACGCCAUCAUCUUCUCCAUGAAAUCUAACGCCCCUCCUAGUUCUUUUCACCGGCCACCUUAUCUUACAUCAAAAGAUUCACAACACAUCACCAUCAACUUUCCAAAUCCCCAUCUUUGAUCUCAUCCAUGAUAUUCACAACCCUUUGCAAGCAGUAGAAGUUGCAGACUCCCCUCUGCAGAUCAAUAUAUGCAAUGCCAAGCCCUUCAAUCCCACGUUCUUCCUAUAUAUCCCCAACUCUGCCACACUGAUAUGCUCCCUCCUCCGGCUCGCUCUGUGUGUUCAGCUCCCAUAUCGAAAGUACUAACUUCGAAGCUCUCGUGGGGGCAAAAAAUACAAAGAUUUAUCGGGAGGAGGAGUGACUUGGACUUGACACAAGAGAGUCUGGAGCACCACAACCGGAGACAGGAGACUCUCGAUCGUGAGCUUCAAAAGAGGGUACAGGAAAUUAGUUUUCAUGAGGCCUUCAAUUCCGAGCUUGAGACCAGAUAUAGUCCAUACUACAUUCGAGGACUCACAUAUCCGGCAGCUCUUGUAACUCCUAGUACUGGACCAGGCGAAAGCCAACCAUGGCUAAAUGCAUGGUUUGGAAGAACAAGAAACUACUAAGCAUUGGUGAUGCUUCCAAUAGAAUUCCAGUAGUCUUGGCUUAUCGCAAUGGUUGUUUGGAUAUGACUCGCUAUCUAUAUAGUGUCACUCCAAGGGAAGAUCUAAUGCCGGAGACGGGCCCAAAUGGCUCUACAAUCAUUUCGCAAUGUUUUAUUGAUCAAAAAUAUGAUAUUGCAUGGGGUUUAAUACAGCGUUUCCCACGUUUGAUCAUUUCUAGAGACCACUAUGGGGUAACACCUUUAUAUGCAUUGUCUGGUGUGCCAUCGCUCAAUUUCUGGCAACGAUGGAUCUAUGAGUGUAUAAAGAUACAACCUGCUCCUUUGGCUGGCAAUGAUAUUUAUAUAAAUGUUGUUAAUAUGGAAAAUGAUGAAGGUAUUCAAAGAGAUUUUCACUCAGUUUCAGGUGUUUUUCAUAUGCUACUUACAAAUUUUCUCAGGAUAUUUGGAAUAAAUUACCACAUACACAAAAUGAAACUGAGUCAUGUCCGAUCUUCUGUGUUUUUGGAUCUCAUGUGCGACAUGAUAACAGAUUUAGAUAGGACUAAAAUGCAAAAGGCCUGUGUAUAUGAAGCUAUUUUCCAAGCAGUCGAACAAGGGAUUCCCGAGUUCCUUAUUCGUAUAUUCAAGACAAAACCAGAACUUGUGUGGAGCACAAAUGAAAAAGGAAGGAGUAUUUUUCAUUAUUCCAUUGAACGUCGUCAAGAAAAAAUUUAUAGCCUUAUAUAUGGGCUUCCUAUGAAAGAUGCAUUUGCAACUCUUGUAGAUACCUCCAACAAUAACAUGCUACAAAUGGCAGCAAUGUCUUCACCUUUUGGGCAGCUUACUCGUAUCACUGGUGCAGCUCUGAAAAUGCAGAGGGAACUCCAAUGGUUCAAGGAGGUAGAAACUACUGUGCCACCCCAAUAUCUGGAAAGUACAAAUCUGACAGAUUACAAGAGACCACGCAAUUUAUUUUUCGUGCACCACAAGAAGUCGGUGGAGGAGGGAGAAAAGUGGACGAAAGACACUGCAGGUUCUUGUUCUGUUGUAGGUGCACUUAUUGUAACCAUAAUGUUUGCCGCCGCUUUCACAGUUCCUGGAGGAAAUAAUGGAGUUACAGGCUUUCCCAUAUUCGUUGAAGACAAGUUAUUUAGUCUAUUUAUAAUUUCAGAUGCUGUAUCACUGUUUUCUUCUACAACUUCGUCAUUGUUGUUUUUGGAAAUCCUUAGAUCACGGUAUGCAGAAGAGGACUUCAUCGUAUCCUUGCCAAGAAAGAUUUUAAUAGGCCUUAUGGCACUGUUUCUCUCUAUUGCAAUUUGCAACCAUGAUGCUAGCAUUUUGCGCUGCCCUUAUCGUUGUGCUUCGAGGAAAACCGUGGACUGUGUUUCCAGUUAUUUCUCUUGCUAUUGUUCCAGUGAGCUUAUUUUCUUACAUGAAAGUUCCACUCUUUGUUGAGAUUUUCAAUAAUACAUAUGGCUCAAGAGUAUUCAAUAGGAAAGUCCAACCCUGGUAUGAAAUUAAAUGACGAUGAUGUGAGAUGAACAGAUGAACAUGCAUCACAUUAAUUGUCUUUUCGCUUCUAACAUGUAUAGGAUUUAAACCUUUUUUAUCUGUCAUUCUUGUGUAAGGUCUUGUUAUUAUUCUUCUUAUGACAUGGAUGGAGCAGCGUAUAUGCUGUCAUUUUCUUCAA
Messenger RNA from Rosa rugosa (rugosa rose), 2294 nucleotides. Its product is annotated as ankyrin repeat-containing protein ITN1-like. The coding region runs from base 587 to 2059 and encodes 490 amino acids. NCBI's taxonomy places the organism in Eukaryota, Viridiplantae, Streptophyta, Magnoliopsida, Rosales, Rosaceae. The record is from RefSeq and is a predicted model, not a curated record. The transcript has 6 exons.